Molecule: messenger RNA, 648 nt
Organism: Pyricularia pennisetigena
Lineage: Eukaryota; Fungi; Ascomycota; Sordariomycetes; Magnaporthales; Pyriculariaceae
Exons: 1
Coding region: 1-648 (215 amino acids)
Source: RefSeq, a predicted model, not a curated record
AUGUUUGGCAAGCAUACUCUGCUCCUCUUGCCCUUGGUGGCGACGCUCAUAUCUGCUGUGCCUGUUCAGAUACAGACUAACGGCGCCGCUGUCCUAGCAGCCCGCAGCAGCACCAUGAGUGCCGCAGUCAUGCCACAGGACAAGACCGCAACUCCUUCCGCAGGCACGACUGCGACAGCCCCAGGCACCGCGCCCGUCCCCGCUGCAGGCCAGACGCCCGCUGUCCCCGCGGCCAAUGGGGCUUCUACCACAACCGUCACGACGGGUACUGUCCCGGGAGCAGGGACAAACACGACGACCCCUAGCACUAACCCGUCUACCAGCUCCGCAACGACAGGAUCAGGCCCGACGACCAAACCACCGUCGAUUAUCGGCGGCAAGGGUGAACAGGUCAAGGCCAACAUUAACGAUGGCGUCAAGGCUAUGACUGACAAGAUUAAGGAGAAGUUCAACGAUUUUAUGGCGUUGGUAGGUGGGCUAUUUUCUUCAAGCUCAGCAUCAACUUUAGCCACCCCGGCCGCUCCAGCAGUCCCGUCGGCUUCUGCCAAUUUAUCAACUCCCGCAAACCCUCCAGCUCCGGCAACUCCUGCGACAUCAUCAACUUCUGCAAUUCCUGUGACUGCUGGAGCAUCAACUUCUCCGUAUUAG